AUGACGACCUCCAGGAUUCUCUCCCAGAUACCAGCGAUUCGGACACAAACCAAGGCGGCUCGUUUGCUAGCUUUUCACCUCACGCCACGCACCGGCCGGAGCUUUGCGACUCAAUCUUACAACGAGUCCAUCGAUUUGGCUGGGUUAAAUGAGCAGCAACUCGAACUUCAGGAUGCUGUUCGUAGCUUCACACGCCGGGAAAUAACACCAAUUGCACAGAAGGUCGACCAAGAAAAUGAGUUCCCAAGUCACCUCUGGACCAAAUUUGGCGAAAUGGGGAUACUAGGAAUUACUGUGCCCGAGAAGUAUGGAGGCUUGGACCGAUCUUACCUUGAACAUACUCUAGUGAUGGAAGAGAUAUCGCGUGGCUCAGGAUCGAUAGGCUUGUCCUAUGGAGCUCACUCGAAUCUUUGCAUCAAUCAAAUCAACCGUCAUGGUACCCAGGCUCAAAAGAACAAAUACCUUCCUGAUCUGAUCAGUGGUAAGAAGGUUGGGUCCUUAGCCAUGAGUGAGGCUGGCUCAGGCUCGGACGUUGUUUCUAUGAGAUUGACGGCAGUCAAGAAAGAGGGAAGAUAUGUGCUCAACGGAACCAAGUUUUGGAUCACCAAUGGCCCUGAUGCAUCUACCCUUGUAGUUUAUGCUAAAACUUCGCCUGAAAAGGCUCAUCGUGGGAUAACUGCAUUCUUGAUUGAGUCCAGUUUUCCUGGUUUCUCUACUCACCAGAAGCUGGAUAAACUAGGGAUGAGAGGAUCUAAUACAUGCGAGCUAGUCUUCGAGAACUGUGAGGUCCCUGAAGAAAAUGUUCUUGGAGAAGUUGACAAAGGUGUUCAGGUUUUGAUGAGUGGACUCGACUUGGAACGACUCGUGCUUAGCGGUGGGCCGUUGGGUUUGAUGCAGGCAGCAUUUGAUAUCGCUGUUCCUUACGUUCAUGAAAGAAAGCAGUUUGGAAAGCCUGUUGGGACCUUUCAAUUACUACAAGGAAAAAUUGCUGACAUGUACACCAAAUUAAAUGCUUCAAGAUCGUAUGUUUACGCAGUUGGUAGAGCCUGUGAUCUCGGCAAAGUCAGCCGACGAGAUUGUGCAGGAGCUAUCUUGUAUUCCUCAGAUCGCGCUUUGGAAGUUGCCACGGAUGCAAUGCAGAUGCUAGGUGGAAAUGGCUACAUCAACGAUUACCCCACUGGUCGAAUUUUUCGGGACGCGCAACUGUACCGAGUCGGUGCGGGAACACAGGAAAUUCGUCGAAUGCUGAUUGGCCGCUCAUUCAAUGAAGAAUACAAUGAAGACACCUAG
This is a messenger RNA of Puccinia triticina, 1290 nucleotides long. RefSeq lists its product as uncharacterized. The record is from RefSeq and is a predicted model, not a curated record. NCBI's taxonomy places the organism in Eukaryota, Fungi, Basidiomycota, Pucciniomycetes, Pucciniales, Pucciniaceae. Gene Ontology annotation, biological process: L-leucine catabolic process. Gene Ontology annotation, molecular function: 3-methylbutanoyl-CoA dehydrogenase activity; flavin adenine dinucleotide binding. The coding region runs from base 1 to 1290 and encodes 429 amino acids. The transcript has 10 exons.